Molecule: messenger RNA, 1902 nt
Organism: Fusarium redolens
Lineage: Eukaryota; Fungi; Ascomycota; Sordariomycetes; Hypocreales; Nectriaceae
Exons: 1
Coding region: 202-1575 (457 amino acids)
Molecular function (GO): protein binding
Source: RefSeq, a predicted model, not a curated record
GUCUGAUCCACUACUAUUUCGUCAUACCUAUUCUUGAAUGGUUCUCGCUAAGCAUCGAGGCCAUGCCGUUUUGCCAGCUUAGUGCACCUGACUCUGGAUAUAUUGUCCCGUUUCAUACAAAUCAACCCUGCCCAUCGUGAACACGAAAGAGGACCAAACCACCUCGGUCACAGACAUGCUUAUGUACUAUUCAUAUAAAACAUGCCUUUAGGUCUGGAAAGCUGUCCAGAACCCAUUGUCGAAUGCAUUGUUCAGCUGCUAGACCUGGACGAUAUUCGCAAUCUUCGCAUUACCUGCAAAUCACUUGCCUUGAAAUCCUCACAGUAUCAUUUCAGGACCUUUUUUCGUUCGAAGCAUGUCAAUGUCACGGUUGAUGCUCUACGGACAUUCGCUGAGGGUAUUGAAGCUGGGGGUCUUCGAUGUCUAAUCCAGUACCUAUAUCUUGUUGGUAUCGAUAAGGAAUGCGAAGGCCGGAAACCAGGGAGGCAAAGUGAUUGGCAAAAAGAAGAAACGCAAAGGACGCAAGAAGUCAAUCUACUUAGUCAAGCAUUCAACGGGCUGGCAAAAUACAGCAAGAACGGAAGUCUUCGGUUGCUUACGCUACGAGUAGCCAUUGUCCGUAACGGCGAAGAAACGACCUUACCUGCCGAAUCAGGGCCUUUAGUCCCCUUGCAGAAGAGUGUGUGGCUAUGCACAAUGCGCACGUUUGACACGAUUGUAUCUGCAUUAGCCGCGAGCAACUUGCGCAUUGACGGCCUCAACAUCUUCAGCGAACUGGAUAUACAGCCUACUAGCCUGGCCUACGAUCAAAUCAAUACAAUCGACUGGAAUGACUCUGCUUUUGCCAAGUCUUUGGCAACUCUAAGGUCAUUAUCAAUAAGCCUCUCCACUCGGGUUUCCGAGUUUCGCAGAGCUCUACAAGAGAACAAAGAGGACGUGGGGCGAUCCUCCAUGAAGGAUGUGGCUGAGGUACAAGCAGAAGCUGGAGAUGAAAAUGACUUUGUCGGCCUUUCAAGACUUCUUCGGCUAUGCAACCAACUUGAAAACUUGGAAGUAGAUUAUCUUCGGAUCCCAAAGGGUUAUUCGGCCCCAGUCGGUCAUUUCUACUACGAAACCAUUCUACAGCGCAUGGUCGAACUUGAUACGCUGCCCAUCCUAAAGCGUUGUAAAUUUUCUGGGAUUUCUGCCAAAGAGACGGAUCUGCUUGGAUUUAUUCAGCGGACACGAGUCCGUGAGCUAUCACUCGAGAAGUCUAUACUAUGUAAAGGAACAUUUCGGUCAAUCUUCGAUUACUGUACCAGCAGGGCGGCAAGUAUGACGAAGCUACAAUUUGAUACUUUAUAUGAGAUUUCAUAUGAGAGGCCUCGUCGCGAAAAGAUGAUUUUCUUUGCCGGUGGCGGAAAGUCUCGAAUUGGUUUUCCUUCCGCAUCCGCUACUGAAUGGCUGGACCAAGAAGGGGAGAGUGUUAGGACUUCUAUCACUUAUUAUACCUCACCCCGAACGCCGAUCGACAAUCCUUGGAACCCAGAAUGGAGGAGGUUCAGGCGCGCUGAAGAUGGGCGCAUGGUUGUAUAGGAUCGACUUUUGUUCGGUUGUUCUUUUCCGUGAUCGAAGUCUUAGGUUGAAGGUAUGUUGCACCGCACAGCUCAUUGAAGCUGUCAUUGUUCUAACCAUGUCAAAUAAAUAGCCCCUGUCAGUCAUUGUGAAUAAUUGCGAGUACACUCCCUCACAGCCUAAGCAAAGAAUCUAACUUUAAAAUGUACUAUUCCCACCUGGCAUGCUCGUAUACAUAUACAAUACAGGGUUAAAAACCCUGUUGCCCAGGAAUCUAUUAUAUGAAUUCGACAACGCACCGGUGACAUACCUAGAAUUCAUGCAUGGAGCCCUUUCCCAAAUAUUCAC